This is a messenger RNA of Spodoptera littoralis (African cotton leafworm), 1965 nucleotides long. The record is from the annotation of a GenBank genome assembly. Lineage: Eukaryota; Metazoa; Arthropoda; Insecta; Lepidoptera; Noctuidae.
CAACCCGACAAUCGAACCCGAGACCCCUUCUCCGGCACUUGCGACCACUAGGCCAACGAUACAGUCAUAAAAAUAUCGUAAAAAAAUACACAACCUGUACAUAAUGGCCAUUCCUACGAAUUCAGAAACCCGCCUAGUAUCGCUAACUAUACUAUCUUCAACAUUACAAAAGCAAUACUCGACGACGUCAGUGACGUGAUAUAUUUUCGUUCGCCACACCGUAUCUGUAUUAAAAUACAGUAUUUUCACCACAGUGCUACAUUGUGAAUGAUACAACAUAUCCAAAGGUUUAAUAAAUAUGUGAAAAUGUGCAUAAACAGUGUAUAAGUUCGCGUAUUCAAUGGCAUCCGAUGUAAUACUACCAGCGCUAUUAUUAUGGCUGAUGUCGACCCUGGUGUCGGCUGGUCUGGUGAAGAGACAGGCUGAUGACUUGGAAGACCAAAUACCACCGUGCCGGACCUACAUGAUGGACGGCCUCCUCCAUUUAGACUGCUCCAAUAGAGAGCUGAAGGAAUUACCUGAAGAAUUGGAUUAUAAUGCUCAAGUAUUGCUUCUAUCGAACAACAAUUUCAAGACGUUCCCGCCACAACUAGAGAAUUUUUCUCGUGUGGAAACGCUCGACCUGUCACGGAACUAUCUGACUCAUACCAUUCCCAGCUAUUUACAAAACUGGGUCCAUUUACAAACUCUCAAUCUAUCAAAUAACCUCUACGACACAUGGACAACGACUGGACAAAAGUAUUACAUAAAAAAUUUAGACUUAUCAAAAAAUAAAAUUAACAUAGUAGAUGAAAAAGCAUUUACCACAAUGCCCUACUUAUAUUUCCUCGACUUAUCAGAGAACAGAAUUGACGAUUUGCCCGCCGGAGUGUUUUCCGAAGCGCACCACUUGGACAGUCUCAUUUUAUCCAGAAAUUACUUUUCUGACGUGCCCAGCUUCCAAUCUCCUUCUUUGAGAAGUUUACACAUGAGCAGCUGUCAGAUCGCAACUAUGAACGUCGACUCUCUCGUCGGAAUGGGCUCGCUCUUGGCUAUCGAUUUGUCUAUGAACCAGCUUGAAGAGAUUCCAGACAACCUCGCUUCGGACACGCUGCAGGAGCUAAAUUUAAGUUACAAUUCAAUAAAUUUGUUGACAGACAACAGCUUCUCGUCGUUACCGCACCUGGCGGUACUGGACCUGAGAGGAAAUGAGUUCAGGGAUGUAUGGUCGACUUCACACUUCUCUUCAAACCCGUUUUUGAGGGAGGUCUACGUGAAGGGAAAUCGGUGGAGCUGUGAAGGUUUCAGUGUCAAUCUCUUGUUGACUUAUGAGUUUUUGACAAAGGAACCGUCAAAGAUAGUAGACAGAGAGUCAUUAAUUUGCUACUCACCAUCCAAUGUGACACAGUUGAGCUGGCAGCAGGCUUACAUUAGGACGUGGCACCCAGUGGAGUCGAGUAGUCCGCCAUUCACGACUAUAGCGUUAAUGGUGGGUGUGAUCAUCGGGAUUGUGGUGACAUCGUGUGUGUGUCGAGGUCUAGUGGCCAUCACGAGAUCAUCAACAGAGCCCGCAAGGCCACCGCCCGAGACUACAGUUCUGAAUCUCAACGGUACAGCUACCCAGCCUCGGGCCGAGUCAGUUAUAUUACGAGUACCCUUGCGUGAGGAUCUCCCACCGAGCUAUGACGAAGCGCUCCUAAUGCCUCGCUUGAACUCAUCCUUUCAUUCUUUGCCAGAUUUUGUUGACGAAGAGGAACCGAGAAACUAUCGCAGAUCGAGAUCAAUUGGUGAUUUGACAGAAACUAGGCCAAGAAUAGCAGAUAGACGGUCUUUACGGCGUCCUGUUGAUAUACGUAUUACAAUUGAUGAGUAAACGAAAUUUUAUUGAAGUCAGUGAUUCUAUUUUAAUAUCUAUGAUUGAGGUUUAAAAAUGUUACAAAAAGUGCUAAAACAUGGCAGAUCCAAGGAAUCCAGAACUUUAGUACU